UCCUCGGCCUUCGCCGCCGCCGCCUCCAACCCCUCGACCCCCGCCGACUCCGACCCCGACUCCGACUCCUCCUGGGGCGUGUUCGACCCCGUCGCCGGCCGCAUCGUCAUGCAGGCACACCCGCCCCCUACCCCUCCCCCUUCCAGCUCCGACCGGGAGGAGGUGGAUGACGAGGAGGAAGAGGUGGUGGAGGUGAAGCGGAAGGCGAGGCCGAGCGGCGGGAAGCGCGAGCCCAGGUGGGCGGAUGUGGCCACCGCGAGGAGGGCCGCGGGGAAGGGCGGCAAGGCGCCGAGGGUCUCGUACGUCUGCAGCAACUGCGGGGACGGCUUCUCGCAGUGGUGGGGCACCUGCCGCGGCUGCCAGGCCGUGGGCACCCUCACCAAGUUCUUCCCGGGGGCCGCCGACUGCGCCGACGCCGACGCCGAGGGGUCGCACCACGCCGGCCGCUCGUGGAUUCGGCAGAAGAGCAAGGAGAUGGUGCCGAAGAAGCUCCGGGAAGUGACCAAGGGGUUUGACCAGGCGGGCUGGCGCAUACCGCUGCCAGGGACCUUUGGAAAUGAAAUUUCUCGGGUGCUUGGAGGUGGCGUUGUUCCUGGCUCCUUGGUUUUAGUAGGUGGGGAUCCUGGUGUUGGCAAAAGUACAUUGAUGCUACAGCUUGCUUCUAUUGUAUCCGAAGGUUCCGAGGACCAUGGGUCUGCUCCUGUUGUGUAUGUGUCUGGUGAGGAGAGCAUUGAGCAAAUUGCAAAUAGGGCUGACCGGAUGAGUAUCAGGUCUAAAGAUUUGUAUCUAUACUCUAGUACAGAUAUUGAGGAUAUCUUGGACAAAAUCCAGUCAUUAUCUCCAAAAGCUCUUGUUGUUGAUUCAAUUCAGACAGUUUAUCUAUCAGCAUUUGCUGGAAGUGCUGGGAAUCAAGUGCAGGUCAGGGAAUGCACAUCUGCCUUGUUAAGUUUUGCAAAAAUGACAAAUAUCCCUGUUUUCCUGAUUGGACACGUCACAAAAACUGGUGAUAUUGCUGGUCCUCGUGUUCUAGAGCACAUAGUAGAUGUUGUUUUGUAUAUGGAGGGAGAGAGAUGCUUAUCUCAUCGACUGUUACGGUCAGUGAAGAAUCGUUUUGGUUCAACAGACGAGCUUGGUGUAUUUGAAAUGUCAGAACACGGUCUGCAAGCUGUUCUGAAUCCCAGUGAGAUGUUCUUAACUGAGCAUGACUCUGAUUCUGAGAUACUGGCUGGGCUUGCUGUAGCUGUUGUUUUGGAUGGAUCCAGAACCUUCGCUAUUGAAGUUCAGGCACUGUCUGUUCCUGGUUCUCCUGGUCAAGGAAAAGUUGUUGGCACACGGUCAAAAAGGGUUGAGAUGAUAAUAUCAGUUCUUAUGAAGCAGGCAGGUCUAAAACUUCAUGAUAAUGUUAUUUAUCUGAAUGUGGUCAGUGGGUUCGAGCUGACGGAGACUGCAGGAGAUCUAGCCAUAGCAGCUUCGAUUUGCAGCAGUUUCUUGGAAUUCCCUAUCCCAAAUGAUAUUGCAUUUAUUGGAGAGAUUGGCCUUGGUGGUGAACUUAGAACUGUGCCAAGAAUGGAUAAGCGGGUGAUGGCUAUCGCAAAGUUGGGCUACAGGAAAUGCAUUGUCCCCAAGACUUCGGAGAAGCUGCUCAAACCUCUCGAUCUCGAUAUCCAGAUCUUGCCCUGCAACAACCUGAAGGAGUUCAUAAACACAGUGUUCCGGUCAGAAGUAUGAUGUUACAUCCUGGCAGCGUGCUCUUCUUACAACUAGCUGAUUGAGUGACAGUAGGUUUUUAGCGUGCCUGGGUCCAUUGGUCAACCAUAACUUGUUCGCUCAUUUGAAGUGCCAUUUUUACACUUCAACCGAUCAAAUCCCCAGUCAUUUUGUGCAUGAUCCUUUUGCUAGGAACUACGGCUCACCACUCCAUGCAUGCAUGAUGUAAAUCUUUGUCAUCCCAUCCUGGUUAUGUA
Molecule: messenger RNA, 1964 nt
Organism: Triticum dicoccoides
Lineage: Eukaryota; Viridiplantae; Streptophyta; Magnoliopsida; Poales; Poaceae
Product: DNA repair protein RadA-like protein
Exons: 15
Biological process (GO): recombinational repair
Molecular function (GO): damaged DNA binding; ATP-dependent DNA damage sensor activity; ATP binding
Source: RefSeq, a predicted model, not a curated record